AUGGCUGUUUUGAGCUUAGUGUUUCUGAUAUAUUGUUGUAUUUUCCUUGGUCGUGCGGUGGAACCCACGUGUCCAGUAUGUUCCAAGUACGAUUACGACGAGCGUCUCUUAGAACGUGUUAUCAAGAAUGAACUAACGUUUCAACUUCUUUCCGAGGGUAUACAGAAAACAAAUGAAAUUGUUCAGUCAAAAUUAGCGGACCUAAAAAGUAAAACGGAAGAGGCAAAGUCCGUGGUUGAGAGAACGAAUGUGCUUGUGGACAACACAGAGCGUACCCUUGCUGAGCUGACCGGUGACACCCGGGCAAACGUCAGUGAAACAAUUAUGGAAACAAGAAGACAACUGCAGAGUUUGCAAACACAGGCUAGAGAAUUUAUGGACAUUGCACGAGGUAAGAUCGCCACACCGACUGUUGUGUUCCAAAGCCAGCUUACGGGCGAUACAAAACUGACAAAAGAUGAUUUGAUAGUAUACAGUCACGUGAUCGCAAACGAAGGUGAAGGAUAUGACGUUACAACGGGACAUUUCGUUGCACCGUUCGGUGGAUUGUACGCACUCACAGGUCAAGUGUGCGCUAGGACGUCGAUCGCGCUCCACAUUGCCAUGACGAGAAAUGCUGACGUCAUACAUGCCGGGGUCUAUCAUGGCGACGGAAGUGUACCGUGCCAUGGUAUCAAUGUGUACGCACAGCUUGAUAAAGACGAUCAGGUUUCGAUGAAGUGUUCAUGGGGCGAAUGUAAUCUAAGGCACCAAGAUGGCUACCGGCUUACUUCAUUUGGAGGAGCCUUGAUUCAUACUUAAAUUUGUUUUCCCCAGUCUUGUUUUGACAUGUUAUCCGUCAAGGCAGUGCAUAUUAGUAGUUUGAGAAAAGAACAAGUACUAGUGAUUAGACUCGAGUUAACAGUAUUUGUAUUUUGACGGAAAUAAAUCAAUAGCUAUGAUAACAACUCGACGGUAAUCAUCCUGAUGUUCAAUAUUGUCCUGGAUAUUAUCACACAUGCAUGUUAUCGAAAUAUAUUUGGGCGAUUGAACGCAAUUGAAACUAGAUUCCAAAAAAGUUUUAUACGUUUAAUGAAAAAUCUUAUUUCACAAACAACAUACUUUCAGAUUGAUUAUUGAAUUUAUUUCGUAACCGAAAUUAGGCCACCUUAAGAACAAUGCCUUUCGACGAAUAGCUCGCAGUUAUGGCAUCAUUGCAAUCUUGUUUUAGUGCUCGAUCUUGCGACUUAAUCGUAUUGUGCAUAAUUCAUUCGUACUUAUAGGGUAGAUUGCAAGUGUGUUUGAAAUUCCGUUUUGUUUUUGCAAUUCAUGAAGAACGCUGAAUAGCGAAGCAUAUUAAAACAAAACCUUUC
Messenger RNA from Mya arenaria, 1352 nucleotides. RefSeq lists its product as uncharacterized. Gene Ontology annotation, molecular function: protein binding. NCBI's taxonomy places the organism in Eukaryota, Metazoa, Mollusca, Bivalvia, Myida, Myidae. The record is from RefSeq and is a predicted model, not a curated record. Bases 1 to 801 code for a protein of 266 amino acids. The transcript has 2 exons.